UAUAUACUCACCUUGCUCGUCGAGUCAACCUAAGUACCUCUCUCUUUUCUUCUCUUGUUGACAUCGACCGACUCCAGAAGUUACAUUCACUCAUUUCAUAAAACAAUCCCAACCCCGUGUUUCCUCGUCGAACACAUCCAUUCGUUACUUAUCCCCACAUAUCCAAAACCAAAAUGAAGGCCUUCAUCGCUGUUCCCGCGCUCUUCGCCGCCGCCGCCGUGGCCAGCCCAAGCUGGUCCUUCACAUUCACUUUCUCCGACGCCCACAGCACCUGGACCUCGUGCACAUACGCGACCGCCGCUCCCAACGCGACCACCGCCGUGCCAACCUCCAGCGCCUGGACUGGCCCGUCCGAAUGGACCUCGACCACCAGCUACAACGCGACCUUCAGCUCCGGCUCAAGCACCUGGGCCGUCCCCGAGACUGUCUCCUACAGCCUCGGCGAGACCUGGACCAGCAUGAUCGCUGCCACUGUUACUCCUCCCUCCAGCACCGUCUCGGUUGAAGCUACCACCGCUGCCCCAGCCACUACGACUCCCGCUUCCACCACGGCUGCUGCUCCUGCCUCGACUUUCACCGGUGCUGCCAACGUCAACGGCAAGAUGGCCGGUGGUGCUGCUUUGGCCUUUGCUGGUCUCGCUUUGGUUCUGUAAUAGGCAUCAGUCUCCCAACAGAGUUCACAACCACACAGACAUCUGAGCCAGAAAGAAAAGGAAAAAGCAGCCAGCGGUCCCAAGCUGCGGCAAGUCAAAUCGAGCCGUCCUCACACGAUACCCAGAGUCUGACGCGCGACGAAAUGUACAAGCACAUCCGCUACGUGCCCGCAAGGCUCUAGGCACGACGACUCCUACUCCUGCUCGUGCAUCUGGAAAUGAGCAGAAGGGCCAAUCAAUCCAUUAAUCUUUUCAAACGCUCAUCGCUUAAUGAUCCCUGUACAUAUAUCUUACAUAUCUUACUGCUUAUAUACCAAUCCUAACGUCUGAGCUUGGGAAAGAAUAUCCGGUUGGAAACACAACUCAUGGGAAGUGCACAUUUCCCCUUUUGUUCGGUCCAACCUUUACGCUAUCCUUCUUGCCAAUGACUCCGAGUAUUUUGGGUGUCAAGCAUCAUCCUAGAAUGACAUGUGUACUGUACUGCCCAUGCAAAGCACUCUUGCCAGCGUUUGGACCCAGCGCGCCCUUCAGUCUCAUAGCAAGCCACAGAGCAACUUCACAC
Molecule: messenger RNA, 1215 nt
Organism: Exophiala xenobiotica
Lineage: Eukaryota; Fungi; Ascomycota; Eurotiomycetes; Chaetothyriales; Herpotrichiellaceae
Exons: 1
Coding region: 174-653 (159 amino acids)
Source: RefSeq, a predicted model, not a curated record